Gadus chalcogrammus (walleye pollock) is the source of this 737-nucleotide messenger RNA. RefSeq names its product cerebellin 12 (gene cbln12). Gene Ontology annotation, molecular function: protein binding. The transcript is spliced from 4 exons. Gene Ontology annotation, cellular component: glutamatergic synapse; synaptic cleft. NCBI's taxonomy places the organism in Eukaryota, Metazoa, Chordata, Actinopteri, Gadiformes, Gadidae. The record is from RefSeq and is a predicted model, not a curated record. The coding region runs from base 1 to 690 and encodes 229 amino acids.
AUGGGAGGACGAACCACUUUGAAGGGCCUAAAACCAGAACCCCAGAUCCGGAUCCGGACCAUGAACCCCAGCGGCUCAGUCUCUCAGGGCCGUGUGGAGCUGGGCAGGCUCCUCAGCGUGGCCCCUCUCCUGCUCCUGCUCCUGCUGGGGGCCCCUCCGGGCUCCCGGGGCCAGAACGACACGGAGCCCAUCGUCCUGGAGGGGAAGUGCCUGGUGGUGUGCGACUCCACCCCCUCCUCCGAGCCGUCGGGCAACGCCCUGGGCAUGUCGGUCCGCUCCGGCACGGGGCGGGUGGCCUUCUCGGCCACGCGGCAGACCAACCACGAGCCCACAGACAUGAGCAACCGCACCAUGAUCAUCUACUUUGAUCACAUCCUGGUGAACGUUGGGAACCACUUUGAGCAGGACAGCAGUGUGUUCCUGGCCCCGCGGAGGGGAGUGUACAGCUUCAACUUCCACGUGGUGAAGGCCUACAACCGACAGACCAUCCAGGUGAGCCUGAUGCUGAACGGCUGGCCCAUGGUUUCGGCCUUCGCUGGGGACCAGGACGUGACGCGGGAGGCGGCCACCAACGCCGGCCUGGUCAUCAUGGAGCGGGGGGACAAGGCCUAUCUCAAGCUGGAGAAGGGCAACCUGAUGGGCGGCUGGAAGUACUCCACCUUCUCCGGCUUCCUGGUCUUCCCCUUGUGAUUGGGACCCCGGCUAGGCAGUGGGUCGACGGGACAGGCAUGGAUGGA